This is a messenger RNA of Xiphophorus hellerii (green swordtail), 5189 nucleotides long. RefSeq names its product rabphilin 3A homolog (mouse), a (gene rph3aa). Gene Ontology annotation, biological process: intracellular protein transport; regulation of calcium ion-dependent exocytosis; exocytosis. Lineage: Eukaryota; Metazoa; Chordata; Actinopteri; Cyprinodontiformes; Poeciliidae. Gene Ontology annotation, molecular function: small GTPase binding. Gene Ontology annotation, cellular component: postsynaptic membrane; neuron projection; extrinsic component of synaptic vesicle membrane. The record is from RefSeq and is a predicted model, not a curated record. The coding region runs from base 1459 to 3375 and encodes 638 amino acids. The transcript has 16 exons.
UAUUCACGCUUAUUUAUGACAGUAAAUACGACUUUUUAUUACUCGCUGUAUGGAUCAUGGACUGUAAUCAGUUAAGGCAGAGGCAGCUGGUCAGUACACAGUUUUUGACAACUUUUGAGAAAAAUCUGGAAUAAUUUUGCAUUGACGCAAAAACGUGUGGAGAUUUAUUGAUUUUGUGCGAAUUUCCACAACAAUUCUCAAGAAACUGGAGGGACUCAUUUAUAUAAUUUGGCAGUAAACAGAUUAAAACUGCAAUGAUUUGAUAGAUGGCAUAAUAUUUUAGCACACUUAGUUUUUAGUUUCUUGUGUUUUUUUUGUUCACUCUAAGCUUUAUUUUAAUAACUUUAGAACAUGGUUCAUUAGCGAUGUUGAGUCCAUGUCUGUUGUGUUUUGUUUGUUUCUGCUCGUCCUGUUUUCCAGUGCUGGAUAUGAAGUCUAACAGAAAUCUAACUGGCAUGUGCAACGCAGAACGGCCCAGCCAAACUCUGCUUGAAAGCAUCCUAAUGCCACUGGAAGCCGCAAAAUUACAGCUAACUGAUCCGUUGGUGGGGAAAAAAAACAGCUUUAUGGUCUCAGUUCAAAAACCGACUGCAAAUGAUUUAAGCUGGCGGGAGAAGUGAGUUCUGCUCUGUCAGAGAGCUUAAACCUCAAAGUCAAUUAUGCCGGGCAUCUUCCAGCCGAUUAUCAACAUCAGCAGCAUUAGUCAGCUCAUCCGACCAUCACACUGAAAGAUAAACACUUCAAGAUGGAGAGAGAAACACAAUUCACUCAGACAUUUUCUCUGGCUCGCACCUAGAACUCCAUCAUUCUCCCACCGUAUCGACUGUAUGGUUCAGGUUCCCAUAUCUGGUUCCAACAGUCAAUAAAAACCAUCAACAGGUCUGAGGACUUUAGGCAUAAUUUACAAAAGAAAAAAAAAGUAAAAUGAGGUAAAGGAAAACAGGAAGUAGUCGACCCUGGAGCUGUGUAGCCGGCUUACCCUCAUCCUUAACCUAUGACUCACAGAUUAUGUCUGCUGUUCAGUCUGAAAAGAUUCAGCUAAGGAACAUUACAAAAAUAUGAUCUGUCCAACCUUAUUACGUACUAGAAGCAGUGUUUCCUUCUCCUUCUUCCAUAGAUUACUGCAAAUCCUUUUAUUUUGGAUUAAAGCUGCGGUAUGUAUCUUUCACAAAAAAUAAAAACCCUGUCACUAUGUUGUGACAGUAUGAGACAAAUAAAAUGUGAAAAAAAAUCAAGGUCCUCCACCUCCCCCCUGAGCUACCACUGCUGUCUGCAAAAAUAUACCGCUCCUAGUCCAAAACAACCAAUCAGAGCCAAGAGGAGGGUCCUAGUGCUAACAAUCAUGCUCAUAUACUCACUACUAGAUUUUUUUCCCCAAUUUUUUGUCUUUUAUAGUCUUUCACAUGUUUUCACUUCUCAACAGAUUUGUUUUUCUCUUAAAUCAGACGCAGAUUAAACAUGGAAACAUUUUUUGAAAGGCUUUGUCAUGGUCUUCUAGCAGCAGAACCUUACAUUUCAACACUUUUUGGAGGUACUGUACGUGUGGACCCGCAGAUCAGCUUGACGACCAAAGAACUCCCAACAAACACGAAUUUGAAGUUAUUAAAGGAAAUGUUACGGACCGGGUGGAUGAUGAACGUGUCUGGGGGCGCUCUGGGAGGCGACCUUACAGAUGAGGAGAAGGAGAUCAUCAACGGCGUUCUGGCCCGCGCCGCCAUGAUGGAGGCCAUGGAGCAGCAGCGCAUCGAGCGUCUGUCCAGUCGGCUGGACAGCAUCAAGAAGACGGCGUGUGGCGAUGGACAGUCUCGCUGCCUGCUGUGUGGGACGUCCUUCGGAGCGCAGGGGGUCACAGCUGUUCUCUGUUCGCAGUGCAAAAAGCACAUGUGCAGCAAAUGCGGGAUUUGGAUUAACAGCAGGACUUGUCCGCUGUGGCUCUGCCGGAUCUGCAACGAGCAGCAAGAGGUACAGAAACGUUCAGGGGCCUGGUUUUAUAAAGGAAGGGAUCAGCAGGGCCUGCCCUCCCUCCUGCCUCUCUCCAGACCUCAGUCCAACUCAGAGGACAACACCGGUCCAGGCCAGUCACAGGGUCACAGACAAAGUCAUCAGACUGAUGAGCCUCGGCAGAAGCAGUCCAGUGCGUCAGAACAAUGGGAGCAGACAGCAAGAACAACAACUGACAGCUGUGAUGAGACUCAUUCUACUCAGGCAGCUGGAACCAAGAUGGAGAGACAUGUGUUGGCGUCCAAAGCACCUCAGGCAAACACGCAGCAGACGGCACCCACCCCGGUUCCAGCAGCGGAUCUGGAGAGCAAGCGGCAACCGGUCGUCUCCUCAGGUCCCACUUACAUACCUGCAACCAGGAUCACUCCACCUGCGAAUCCACCUUCCAACAACCUGACGACCCAGAAACCCGCUCCAGAUCACGCAGAGAACGACGACAAUGACUAUGACUCGGACGAUGCCACCACACUGGGAUCUCUAGAGUUCAGUCUUCUUUAUGAACAGGAGAAUCAUGCUCUACACUGCUGCAUCAUUAAAGCUAAGGGUUUGAAACCAAUGGACUCUAAUGGACUGGCAGAUCCGUAUGUAAAGCUACAUCUGCUCCCCGGAGCCAGUAAGUCCAACAAGCUUCGCACCAAGACGCUUAAAAACACCCUGAACCCCGUGUGGAACGAGACGCUGAUCUACCACGGCAUCACCGACGCUGAGAUGCAACGCAAAACACUCAGGCUGUCGGUGAGUGACGAGGACAAGUUUGGACAUAAUGAAUUCAUUGGAGAGACACGGGUGGCACUCAAGAAACUGAAGUUUGACCAGAAGAAGAAUUUCAAUGUUUGCUUGGAGAGAGUGAUCCCGGUGAAGAAGGCUGUAGGAGGGUCAAUUCGUGGCAUGGCACUUUAUGAGAACGAUCUGAAGGAAGGCGAGGACUCGGAGGAGAGGGGCCGCAUCCUGAUAUCGCUGACGUACAACAGUCAGCAGAGCCGUCUGGUAGUGGGCGUGGUCCGCUGCGCUCACCUGGCCGCCAUGGACUCCAACGGCUACUCAGACCCUUUCGUCAAAAUAUGUCUGAAGCCAGACAUGGGAAAGAAAGCCAAGAACAAGACGCAGAUCAAAAAGAAGACCCUCAACCCGGAAUUCAACGAGGAGUUCAGUUACGAAAUUAAACACGCCGAGCUCGCCAAGAAAACUCUGGACGUAUCGGUCUGGGACUACGACAUGGGGAAAUCCAACGAUUUCAUCGGAGGAUGUCAGCUAGGCAUCCAGGCUAAAGGAGAGAGUUUGAAACACUGGUACGAAUGCCUCAAGAACAAAGACAAGAAGAUCGAGCGCUGGCAUGUCCUGCUUAAUGACAACACCGUCCAGUUUGAGGAUUAAUUCAUGCUGUAAUAAUUCGGUUGUCUGCUUCUUUAUUUGAUCACCUCUCUGCUAAAUGUUGUUUUGCAGUUUCUAAAGUUGGACCGAUUCCUCCGUGCGUUCGUAUGGAGUCUUCCCCAGACGUCCAAUGUGAAUUUUAAAUUUCUCGUGACAAACAUGGAUGUCGAGCUAAAGUAACCCCUCCCUCUCCCGACCCCGUCACCUAAACUAAUCCAGGAAGCUUAUCGUAUCACACCUUGUAAAACAUGAUAAAGGAGCCUCUAAACUGAGCCUUUAUCAUAAUUCCCGGGGAAGAUAAAGUCUUUGUUAUCGCUGCUAUCAGGUGAGAAUGUUGUAUUGAAGUGUGCGCAGAUGCUCAGACUCAACAGAGGGAAUUCCCGGUCGUCUGUCUGACCUUUUCCCACCCCAUCAUGUCAUUCCGGCGACCACGUCAUUGCUGGGUGAAGAGGUCGGCUUUCCUGAUGUAUCUAAUCACAUUUUAUUAGUUGAUGUGUAAUGUUAUUCUGGUGUGUGCGUCGUCCAAAACAAAGCAAGCAAAAUAUAUAUGUCUCUCUAUAUAUUUUGCUUGUGUUAUUGUGCCAACCGACCAUGCGUUUUUCAUAUGUUAAAUUAUGAAUUUGAGACUGAACCAACAAAGUUGUGGACAAGAGCCCAGUUAUGAACUUUCUGAGGUGUAUGCGGACACUUUGUAGCACCUGUAACUGCAGCACACAGUGGCAAGCUAACAGUGACCUGUCAUUUUGCUAGUAAUGUAAGCUAACCUGAAUAUUUACAAGCCUUUUCCUGAUAGACUGAAAUAACUUACCUACUGUCUGUCAACCACUUUGAAAAGCUUUUUUCAUCCCUACAACAUCUUUGUUCUUCUCCCUCUUCCGUUUUUCUUUCUUUUUUUUUGGUUUCCUGCCCUGGAGAGAUUUCCUCUACGCCUCUUCAUCUUCAGCUAGCUGCCUUCUUCUUGAUUUUUAUUGGCGGUCACACAGCGUAGCUAGCUGUCACCAGGCAAUAACACAAUUCAAAUGAAAAAAAAAUAAAUAAAUUUCGUGGCCCAGAACGUUCUCGACGUGGAAUAAUGUUCCGCCAUCGUUUUGGCGCCCUCUGUAGGGUAGUGCCACUGUGCGUCUCAUAUAGUGCAUAAUCAAUUUUUGGUUGUGGACGUGAAAUGUAUGACGGCGUAUUAGGGCCAUUGUAGACAGAGAAAAAGGGAGGAAUACAAUCCCGUCCAAAAAAAGAGAGAAAUUAUCGAAUUAAUCUCAGAAAUUUGAUAUGAAAUCUUGAAAAUUGAACUGAAUUUUUUUUUUAGCUUAAUCGCAGAAAUUUGCCUGAAUAAAACAAGAUAAUUUCUGAUUUUUACAAGUCAAAAGGUUGCCAGAAAUUUUGAAAUUAAUCUCAGAAAUGUCCUAGAAAAAACGCGCACAUUUCUGAGUUGCAAUUGCAAACAUGAAUUUUUUUGAGUUUUUUGGUGGAAAUUGACUUUUUUUUUCUAUCUACAACGGCUUUAAUAUACCGUUGUAGAAAUGCUUUCGGCUCCACGCAGCUAAGACCUGUGCAUGUGCUAGCAGUCUGCCUUGCUGGAGAAAUUCAAAGGGCAAAAUUAACGCUUCUGCAUUCUCUAUGGAAUGAUCAUAAAACUAAAUUAGACCAAGCAGUGGUUCAAUAAAACACAAUGAAAGAUUCCUGUUCUGAUCUAAGUCUGUAUUUUAGAGUCAGGUGAAAUGUUUCCAGCUGCUUAUUCUCCCUGUAUUGCUGCAGAUGCAUGUAUGAACCCAUGUUGUUGAAUACAUGUGGCUAAUUAAUAAAGACAUGAUGGCACUUGA